Molecule: messenger RNA, 665 nt
Organism: Wyeomyia smithii (pitcher-plant mosquito)
Lineage: Eukaryota; Metazoa; Arthropoda; Insecta; Diptera; Culicidae
Product: perlucin-like
Exons: 2
Coding region: 15-506 (163 amino acids)
Source: RefSeq, a predicted model, not a curated record
UACAGUCAGCUAAAAUGCAAAAUAUAGUUAUAAUAGUAUUACUUUCUUCAAUUGCUUGUACAUUUACCCAAAAUUUACAAUGUGUAUCAAAUACUAGAUACGUUGUUCCAGACCUCAUCGCUAAUUGGUACAAAGCAACGGAGCACUGUAACUCCUUCGGAAUGCGUUUGGCUGUCAUCACGUCACCGGAAGAAGGCGCCUUAGUUCUCGAAGCGAUCAAAUCCUGGCCCCAAUAUGAUUCAACAACCAAGAAUUUUUGGAUCGGUGGCAGUGAUCUUGCAGAGCAUGGUGUAUUCUAUUGGCAGCCAACUGGAAACCGCUUUGGUUAUACUAACUGGAAAUAUGGUCAACCGGAUAACACCAAUGGCACCGAACAUUGUGUGGAAAUCAGAUACUUACCCAUCGAAAAUGAGUUGGAUUGGUACUGGAACGAUCGGCAGUGUGAUGUGAAAAACCCUUUUGUGUGUGAAAAUUUAGAACCGAGAAGAGUGGUUGUGAUGUUCUAGUUUCGCAGUGAUAUUGAUUAUCGAAGCUCACAGAAGAUAAAAGAAAAAGUGGAGACUAAACAUUUUUAAACGGGUACACCGCGCAGUGUCCAUUGAUUUGUUUUGGCUGGGUUCUUAUCUUUAUCGUUGGGUACAAAAAAAAACUCAAUACAAUCUUUU